UUAUUUUUUAUAACGUUUAUAGAGUUUAUUUAUAAAACGGAGAAAGAAGUGAAGGCGUAGAAUUCGGCCGAAUCGGAGCGCAAGUAGUUAUUACUGGCAGGGUGCGAUUGCGGGCCGGGGGCGCUAGGUGGCGCGGCGGUGCUAUGCCAGGGGUAGAACAGCGGGUAUAGCAGCGGUCUCAGCCCCCUUCCUGCCCGGGGGUAGAGCUGACAGCGGCUCAGGCUGCCUUACACUUCGGCUCCGUGUUGUUCGGGCUCCCACUUUGGGGUUUUCUCAGGUUCUGGCGAAUCUUGUCGCUGCAACUGUGCGCUCAGGCCGGGAAGUGUCGCUGCAGAAGCUGCAGUUUGCAGGGUCGGGGUCGUGUUUAGCAGAAUCGCCGGGAAUGGGCUGUCAGCUGCUGGGAUUCCCCCGCUGAUCCAAGGAUUUCCCUGCCGGAUUCUCCCAACUGAUCCCAGGAAUUCUCCGCCCAGGGCAGGAUCCCGGCAUUCCAUUCGGUGGGAUUCCCCCCAGCGGGUCCCGUUUGGGUUCUGGUUCUGUUGGGUCUGUGCUGUACCUACUGUGUGAGGGAGCCCAGAUCUGUCGGUACCGACACCCCCAAUAGUACCGGAUCACCUGUGGCCCCUGGGGUAGGAUCUACUCUGGAUCUCCCUAUGGUGUAACCCCCGGUGGGUUUCAUUGCAGGAUUCUGCUCCACACCAGUCCCAGGGAAGGACUGACGCCGUGCCGUACGACUGAUUCCUCUGGAAUGCAGACAUAACGCAGCCUUAAUCAUGGAUGAAGAGGAGGCCCUCCAGCUGAUCAUGAAGGAUCUGGCGGCGCUGGGGAAGUGCGGGGGGCUGUUGGAUGGCCAUCACAGAAAGAUCUGCAAGCAGCAGGAUGCCAGGAUAAAGUUUGAAUACAACGGAGAGAAAAGAAUCAUUGAGUUCCGGAGGCCAAUCAAACUGAAGGAUGUUCAGCAGAAAGUCACCGACGCCUUCGGCCAGACGAUGGAUUUACAUUAUGCAAACGAUGAGCUCCUGAUCCCACUGACGUGCCAGGAGGACAUGGAUAAAGCUUUGGAAUACUUGGACGCCUGCCCGGCCCUGAAGAGCCUGAAGAUACUUGUAAAAGCACCAAAGAAAAACAUUGUUAGCAGAGCUCCUGAGGCAACAAUGAGGUACCUGCAGCCUGUGUGCCCCAAACCCCACGAUAUGAGGAUUUCCAAGUCUAUGGGAGAUAUUCUGGGUUCCUUGUACAAAGAUGCUGACAAGACGCGGAAAUUUUCGACGGGUUCCUUGCACACAGGCCGCAGCUCUCCCCCGCCGGGAAGCGUGCCUGAUGAGCAGCAGCAAAUCGCACGGCAGGGAUCGUACACGAGUAUCAAUAGCGAGGGAGAAUUCAUUCCUGAGGUAAUUGACCCUUUCAUUAGCCCUAACGAAUCCCUCUCGAGCAGCUGCCAGUCGCUGGAUCGAUCCUUGGACAGCCCAGCGUUUUCGACUCCAGUCCCAAGAGGAAAAGGCCAACUGAAUGACAGCUUGGAUUGUUUAGAUUUUGAAAUCCCGUUCUACGAGAGGUUUGGAAAAGGCGGCACCUUUCCCCGGCAAUAUCACUUUUCCCGAAAAGACUACAAUGACGGUCGGAGAACCUUCCCUAGAAGUUACAUCCCGCCGGAGAAUAUUUUCCCGCUCAGCAGCAGCAGGACGAGGAGCGUGAACGGGGAGAGCGGGUUGGUCCCUAUGUCCUGCGAUGAGCAGAGGAAGAAGCGGUGGAACAGCUCAGAGCAGGGCUUUCCUUUCUUCUGCUCCACGUCCCAGGAACAGAACAACAAGUCCCCUCAGGCACCCGAAAACUGGAGGCUGGGGAAGCUCCUUGGCAGAGGAGCAUUUGGGGAGGUCUAUCUCUGCUACGAUGUGGACAAGGGAAGAGAACUCGCGGUAAAACAGGUGCCCUUCGACCCAGACAGCCAAGAAACGAGCAAAGAGGUGAAUGCGUUGGAAUGUGAAAUUCAGCUGCUAAAGCUUCACCGGCAUGAAAGGAUAGUCCAGUAUUAUGGCUGCCUGCGGGACCCAACGGAGAGAAAGCUGUCCAUCUUUGUGGAGUAUAUGCCGGGGGGUUCCAUUAAAGACCAGCUGAAAGCCUACGGGGCGCUGACGGAGAAUGUCACGCGACGGUACACGAGGCAGAUACUGCAGGGGGUGUCCUACUUGCACGGCAAUAUGAUUGUACAUAGAGACAUUAAAGGUGCCAACAUUCUCAGAGACUCAGCUGGGAACGUGAAACUUGGCGACUUCGGGGCCAGCAAGCGCAUCCAGACCAUCUGCAUGUCCGGCACCGGCAUCAAAUCCGUAACUGGGACUCCGUAUUGGAUGAGCCCCGAGGUGAUCAGCGGAGAAGGAUACGGCAGGAAAGCGGAUGUGUGGAGCGUGGCGUGCACGGUGGUGGAAAUGCUGACAGAAAAACCUCCUUGGUCGGAGUACGAAGCCAUGGCGGCCAUCUUUAAAAUCGCCACUCAGCCCACCAAGCCCCGUCUGCCGGACACCGUUUCCGACGCCUGCAGGGACUUCAUGAAACAGAUAUUUGUGGAGGAGAAACGUCGGCCGACGGCGGAAGAACUGUUGAGGCAUCUUUUUGUAAGCCAUAGCAUCUAAAGUGUUCUCGGCGCCAAAAUCAAAAUGGAGGUGAAUGUUUCUGGGGAGACGGCAUCUACCUACCGGGGGGGGUGUCCCUUACCAAAUAGUUCUGCUCUGCUCAUUUGGUGGAGUUUAUUAAGAAGACACUGGUGGUGAAUGUGCAAAUCAGCUGCGGCCUGGGAUGCGCCCAACUGUAUGGAGAAAGAGUGCUGUUCCGCCGGCGAAUGUCGCUUGCUUAUAUGGAGGGGAGGCAGCUGGCAGUUUGACUGACAUAGGGAAUGCAUUGCAAUGAGAUAACGUACAUGGAUCUCUCGCCUGAAAUGCUCCGUGUUCCUGCCGGCUCAAUCUGACUGCAAGUGGAAAACAACCCCAAAAUGGCAAUAUAGUAUUUCUGUGUGAUGGUGCCUUUGCCCCCAUGCCCUGUGCCAAAUACCUGGUUCUACUGCCCCCAGCCAACCCAUAUGCCAAGGGUUCCCCACUCACUUGUUUUGGAUGUGGCGUAAAUGUAUUUUAUAGAACCAUAGAAGGGGCAGUUCACAUUGGAAUUAAUGUGGUAAUAUCUGCUCAUAUGGUAAGGGCCCCCAAACUGUUUCUGUGCCCGAUCUGCAUUCUAAAGGUGGCCAUACACAGAGCAAUUCCGAUGGAAAGAUCGUUUGUUUCCCCCACUGACGUUCAGGGCUGAAUAAUCAGAUGUGGAGGUAGAAACAAUAGGAAUUCUACCUCCAGCCCUGAACGCAGAUUUUGUUCGGGCGCCUUCAAUGGCACCCAAUCAAAAUCUUGUAACCUGAUCAAUGAGACGACCGAUAUCUGCAGCCUUUGCUUUUUGAUAUCAUCGGUGCAUGUAUGGCCAGCUUAACUCACUGGAUCAAACCUGGAUGAUACCCGGGGGCAAUAUUUCCUACCACGCCCCCCCCCCCAUCCUUCUCUGGCCAAAAAGUACAGGCCCAAUACAUGGUCCAAUAAACUUCUGACGCCAUCUGGAAGGGCAACAGCUUUUAUUGGCCUGUGUACUGCCACCUUAAUACAGCUUGCAAUUGGCCUUUUUUAUUUAUUCUUACUGAGUGUUCUGUCUAGCAGCUCUUCAGUUGGAAGUUUAAACUGUUAUCUGGUUGCUGUGGCCCCACCAUGGCAACCAGUCAGUGGUUUGAAUGAAAGACUGCAAGAUGAAGGAGAGAAGGCCUAAAUAAAAGGAUAGGUAGUAAGAAGUACAUUGGGAUUACUCUGCUUUCUGGUAAUUUGGGUCAGAGACCCCCGCAAGCAGGCAGGAUUUAAACUAGAACAAGCAUAACAAGACCAAUUGCAAAUUGCCAUAUAAUAUCACUUUAUUAUCAUUCUAUGUUACUGCCACCUUAUCUAAGUGGUAGUCUCCUGGAUCACUACACCUUUCUCUAGGUCCCGGCUCACUUUCCAUAUUUGAGGGCAAUGCUAUAGGCCAUGUUUUGUGCCCUCAAUGCACCGACUGAUAUCUGGCCUGAGAUUGGCCAGAUCUCCAUCAAUCAGGCUUGAUUUACCGUCGGAUUGGGGGCCAUAUUGGAUCGUUGAUGCAGUCCCUGAUCCAACAGCGCCUAUACCCGCCGGUUUAAUUUGAUUGUUUGGCCCUAGGACCAAAUGAUUGAAUGAGCCCAAUAUCGCUCACCUGUUGGGAAAAGAUCCACUUGCUUAGCGAUCUCACCAAAUGAGCUGAUCUUACCGUGUAUGGCCACCUUUAGGGCUCAUUAUUUUCAUCCACGAUCUCCCGAACCCAGUUGGUUAUCUGUUAAACCUUAGACAACAGACAUUCAAAGCCAACACUUUGUAAACUUAUAGGUCGGAUAUCUUUGUGGUUUUGGCCCUUUAAAGGCAAAGUAAGCAUAACAAAUCCAUGCCAUUAGGACUGUCAUGUAUACAGAGGUUUGUAUAGGAUACCACUUAGCGCUAGAUUCAUAUAAUGGGUCAGCACCCUAGUACCCCUAAUGUCUCAUGUACUUGGUUGGAUGAAUGAAAUAUCCUGUGGAGUAUUCAGCCAAUUCAGAUCACAGGGAUGCUGUGUUUACACUGAAAUUGAUCAGCCCAGUGCAGGGCCGUAUAUAACGUAUAGGCACCCAAGGGCCCAUGCCCAGGUUGGCAGCCUUAAGGUGACUAUAUAAGGUAAGAGUUAAUGGGGAGGGGGGAAUGGUGAUGCCAUUGAACAAUUCCUUUUCCAUAAGUUUCAGCAGAAAAUAUUAUCUGAAUCCACGAUUAUUAAUUUGGAGGGGGGUUAGAGCUCAGUGGCUCUAACACCCCUCCGACUGGGAAUCAUUAGGAGCAUGAUGGUGGCCGACUGCUUAAAACACAUUCUGCCGAACUGACUCAUUGAUCUGCUUUGAUACUCCCAUUCUGAAUUCUGGUAAAUCUAAUCAAAAUUUCUCUUCAUUUUAUAAACACAAGCUUUGUUAGCGCUGUGCCUGCCACAAACAUUCCGCCUAAAGGAGAAGGAAAGGCAUUUUGGCAUUUUAUUGCCAAUAGAUUCGCCGCAUUAGUGCCACCUAGAACCCUUUAUUUAUUCUGCAGAAGCUUUGCCAUACCUGAGUAACAGCCCUAGAAGCUCCCUCUGUUUGUUUAAGAUAGCAGCUGCCAUUUUAGCUGGGUCUCAGUAGCUUCCUGCUGCAGCUCUGGCUGCUGGUAGCUCAGAUUACAGCACAUUUGGGAGGGGGAG
Molecule: messenger RNA, 5283 nt
Organism: Xenopus tropicalis (tropical clawed frog)
Lineage: Eukaryota; Metazoa; Chordata; Amphibia; Anura; Pipidae
Gene: map3k22
Product: mitogen-activated protein kinase kinase kinase 22
Exons: 17
Coding region: 771-2627 (618 amino acids)
Molecular function (GO): nucleotide binding; ATP binding
Source: RefSeq, a predicted model, not a curated record